This is a messenger RNA of Saxophila tyrrhenica, 657 nucleotides long. RefSeq lists its product as uncharacterized. The transcript has a single exon. The coding region runs from base 1 to 657 and encodes 218 amino acids. The record is from RefSeq and is a predicted model, not a curated record. NCBI's taxonomy places the organism in Eukaryota, Fungi, Ascomycota, Dothideomycetes, Mycosphaerellales, Extremaceae.
AUGGCUUCCGAUACAAGUGCAACAUGGCCUCCGGCAAGCGGACUCACGACGCCCUUCGUUCCUCGCGAAGAAUCUUUGAUGACACUGGCCGCCUCAACCCGAAUCUACGCACACGCUUCAGUCGUCUUCGACACUGUACUCGAUGUCAGCAACUACGGCAAAUGGAAUAGCUUCUGCCCCAAAGUUACGAUAGCGCAGCAACCGGACAGUCUUGCUGGCUCUCAGAAGCUAGAGCUCGGGACGAGCUUCGUCUUCCACGUAAUCAUGGACUCGAACAAACCUCAGUCUCAGAACGCUACACAAUUGAAAGUGUCUGAUAUUUCUACACCCAGCUCGGACUCAGCCUACAUACCUCAGGAGACGGUGGAAAAGGAUGGCAGCUACACCAGCGAUCCGAGCAAAGUCUACCGAAUUGGGUGGCGGAGCGACGGUGGCCUCAUCUCGAAAGGUCUCAGGGCGGAGCGGUUUCACGAGGUCAUUGUGCUAGGUGACAAUGAGUGCGAGGUGCGGACGUGGGAGAACCAAGCUGGUGUGUUGGUGCAUAUUGUCAAAUGGAUGUAUCAGAAGACUCUUGAAGGGAAGUUCAAGAUGUGGUGCAACGACCUGAAGAAGUUCUGUGAAGAGAAAGUGAAAGCUGGUGGUAAUCUUGAAGGUUGA